AUUCGUUCGGCGUGGUCGGUGUUUCAGUGGUACCCGCUGACGAUUGGCCGAUCCAGGAACCAGGCCGACCCGGCGGGCAGGGGUGCGUGCGUACGUUCGUGCGUACGUAUAGUACGUGUAUAUUCGCGCACCUAUCCAUUUGUCGACUGUCACUCGCUCGUCCGCUCGGGGCUAUUUUCCCCUUGACGCGUCGCAAACGUUCACCGUCUAUAUUUCACCCACUUCUCGCAGCCAUCGAAUGCGUCGUGACAGCGUGCCGCUCAUUGCGCUUUUUUGUUUACCCACCCAAUGGUUGGCGACGCUCAAGAUCGCGAUAUUCGCGAUAUGAACGCGAGGCGCACAGCCGGCGGUGGCAGCUGUUACAGGAACCGAGUCGGAAUCGGGACCGAGAUUGAGACACUGCGGACAUCGCGCAGACAUCGAGUGCUAAUUGAGCUACUAUCCCCAUGCUUGGCAGCGAUUUUCUUGGAACCACUUUAAUGUCGUUUACAGAACCAUCCCUCGAGUAUGGGCUCGAGCAGAAGAUCCGGUUCUGGCGGGAGUCGAGCGAACGCUGGCGUUCUCAAGGAACGUGCCAACCUGUCGUUCAUGCUGGUCGUCAUGUUCUUUGCCGUGUUCGGUUUGAUCGUUCUCACGGAAAUAUUUCUGAUCGACGAGAGGCGCGGCGUAAGCAUCGGAGGCACUGGCGUACUCGGGGGUCACAGAAGCGGUCAUCGAUUACCAGCUGCGCCUGAUCGUCCAGAUUACGGAGAGAUAGGAGCCGAAGAUUACGUCGGUUUGAAGGGUAGCUUUGACGAGCAUGUCGGGUUACUGGUACGCGGGGAGAACGGAGGACAGAAGACAGUAAUACACCCGGAUCCACGUGGCUUACCGAGCUUACCGCCCAGCUUGGAAGCUCGUUUACCACAGUUGGAUCAGAACCUAAAAGUUACGCAUGCUGAAUGGUUGCCAGUCACUAAUACGAGGUUCAAAUUUUUCGUUUAUUCGGCAUAUUUCGACAACAGAGUUAGCGGCGCGGGUACGCCGGCUGGUAAGAGUCAGGGUGUAGUACGUGUAAUUAGCGCUACUAAAACCAGAGGACCGGAGCGUGUUUGGUGUAGGCUCUGGUAUCGACAGCAAAACGGUGCAAACGUCACUAUCUCGGUAACGGUCGCUGCCAAAGUUAAGGUGAUUCGGGAGAAUUGGAAUCUCAAGUACAGUGCCUGCUUCGUGAUAUGUCCGUUACCUAAAGAAUCCCCAACAACGGAUAAGGUGCCGGAAGCGGUCAGUGUCGUAGCGAGACUGAGAGCGGUUCCGACGAAUCGCAUCCUUGUACAGAAUCGUUUCGAAAGCAGGACAAACGCCAAGGAAGCUUUGGCUGUUUGCGUCAAACCUUUGCAUUAUUAUUACAAUAGGGUUUUGCAAUUGGUGGAAUUUAUCGAGUUGCAUAGACUCUUGGGCGCUGCUCACGUCACUUUGUAUAACGAUACUGUAGGCGCAGCGGCCGGCUGUGCGUUAAAAUAUUAUGAGAACAAGGAUCUGGUUACAGUGUUACCAUGGCAUCAUCUUGACAUGAUUUCCCAGCGGGAAAUUCGCACGGAAGGUCUUUUUGCGGCACUUAACGAUUGCCUCUACCGAUCUAUGUACAAAUACGAGUAUGUAGCGCUCGUAGAUCUCGACGAGUAUAUUAUACCGAGGCAUAAUGACACUAUAAUCGAUCUGCUACGAUGGAUGGGAAAUCGAAUCAACAUCAAGUCAACUGGUGCAUUUUCCUUUCAAAAUGCCUUUUUCUACCUACAAUGGGCCGAUGAUCCUUUCGUGGUGACUAGCCGUACUCCCACCGAAGCCGGUUUGAUUACUCUGAAAAAAACACGGCGCAGGACCAAGUUGCAUCCACACAAGCAACGCUCCAAAUACAUCUGUAAACCACAAGAUGUGGUGGAAGCGGGCAAUCACUUCGUCUGGGAAUUUAUUCCUGGUCAUGGAACCCUGAACGUACCCUCCGAUGCCGCCAUCUUGCAUCAUUACCGUGUCUGCGAGUUUGGUGGUGACGACUGCAUCAAGACACAAUCGACGGUCGAUAGAACGGCCUAUAAAUACAGAGAUCGACUUGCGACGAAUGUCGAUAAGACGUGGAUGGAAUUGCGCGCCGAAUGCUCGCUUCCAGAACUUGAACCGGUCCCGGCAUUAACACCUCGAAUCAAAGCCAACCCACUCGACAAAUCGGUCAGGUAGCGAAAAACCAUCGUUGAAAUUUUGUGGGACAUUGGCAAUUUCACUGGUACGCCGAAAGUCGCGAGGACCUAUUUCUACAACUACGGCGGUCCAUAGUCUUCUCAAACUGAGCUAAGCGAACUCCCGUCUUUUUUUAUGAAACUCACUGAAUCGUGUUUUUAAAUUUGCGAAGCAGGAGAAUACGCUUAUCAGCGAGAUAAUAAAAAUUGCGAAAAAAAAAGAAAAAAAAAGAAACAAGACGCGAAUUAAUCAUAUUUUUCUACAUGAUGGAACGAUUAGCGAAAUUUGGGGACAACCUGCCAAGUCUAUCGAGUUUGACACCACAUGGUGGUAUUUCUCUCUUACGAUUUUAUACGGACUCUUGUAUCUGUAUCUUACAAUUCUUUCAUUCGUGCAGCAAAUGUGAUCGUUUGCGAUAAAUUCUAUUAUUCAUUAAGAAAGAUUGUUACGGAAGGCCUAAAAAAAACGGACGGGCUAAAAAAAAGCAGUUGGUGAUAAACGGUGAGCAACAUUAGAUAUUAUUCCUAUUAUAUCGUUAUUUCGAGGGUAAACCUUUUUUUUAGAUAUUUGUAAAUUCACACAAUGUAUCUUAUGCAUAUCCAUAGAAUCAAUAAAUAGUAUAGUGAUAUAUGUACAAUAUGUAUUUAGGACUGUUAGAAAUUAAAUCUACAGACACACACAGCCUAGAAC
Atta colombica is the source of this 2904-nucleotide messenger RNA. RefSeq lists its product as uncharacterized. NCBI's taxonomy places the organism in Eukaryota, Metazoa, Arthropoda, Insecta, Hymenoptera, Formicidae. The record is from RefSeq and is a predicted model, not a curated record. The transcript has 8 exons. Bases 508 to 2214 code for a protein of 568 amino acids.